Messenger RNA from Corythoichthys intestinalis (scribbled pipefish), 2155 nucleotides. RefSeq names its product target of myb1 membrane trafficking protein (gene tom1). The transcript has 16 exons. The record is from RefSeq and is a predicted model, not a curated record. Gene Ontology annotation, molecular function: phosphatidylinositol binding; clathrin binding; ubiquitin binding. Gene Ontology annotation, cellular component: membrane; endosome. The coding region runs from base 155 to 1597 and encodes 480 amino acids. NCBI's taxonomy places the organism in Eukaryota, Metazoa, Chordata, Actinopteri, Syngnathiformes, Syngnathidae. Gene Ontology annotation, biological process: signal transduction.
AUAUUUCGAUGACGCUAUCGCUUUAAUUCGUGACGCAGCUUCAACUAGUGGCCUGGCCCACUUUUUGCAGCUAAAGCAGGCGGGGUGCUGCAGCAGCGAGCUCGGCCGCUCGCCCGGUUCGUCGGUGCUCUGCUGAGUAUUUACCGCGUCCACAAUGGAGUUUUUACUGGGGAACCCGUACAGCACGCCCGUGGGACAGCGAAUCGAGAUAGCAACAAGCUCUAGCCUGCCAUCAGAAGACUGGUCUCUCAACAUGGAGAUCUGCGAUACGAUCAACAGCUCUGAAGAAGGGCCUAAAGAUGCAGUCAGAGCCAUUAAAAAAAGGAUUGUGGGAAACAAAAACUUUAAGGAGGUCAUGCUAGCGCUCACUGUACUGGAAACCUGCGUGAAGAACUGCGGCUACAGGUUUCAUAUCUUAGUCACCACAAGGGAUUUUAUCGAGGGGGUUCUGGUCCGUUCUAUUAUCCCGAGGAACAACCCUCCUCUGAUCGUACACGACAGAGUGCUCGGCAUCAUACAGGCGUGGGCAGACGCAUUCCGUAGCUCGCCCGACCUGACUGGUGUGGUGUCAGUCUAUGAAGACCUGCGAAGGAAAGGGCUUGAGUUCCCUAUGACGGAAUUAGAUGGCUACCCAUCAGGCCAACCUCCCAAAAGGACCUCGUCUCGAAAUGGGCCUGCCAUUGCUACUGUCCCUGCUCCGCUGCUGUCCUCCAAACCUCCCCUAAUCCCACCCCAGACUCUUGAGCUAAAGCAGGCGCUAGAGGGUGGUGAUGCCUUUACUCCCAACCAGGUAGGAGCACUAAAGGCAGAGCUGGGAGUGGUGAGGAGCAACCUCACAAUGAUGUCCGAUAUGAUGAGUCAGCUGGAUCCUGUCACGGUAAAACAAGCUGACAUGGAGUUGCUGGAGCAGUUAUACACAGUAUGUAAGGAAAUGCAGGACAGGAUAGUGAAGAUUGUCCCCAGGCUUAGUGAGGAGAAACUGAUCGAAGAGUUAUUAGCAACAAAUGACGAGAUGAACACUGCCUUCUCGCGCUAUCACAGGUUUGAGCGACAAAUAGCAAAUGGCCCAAACACAACCCAACAGAGCCAUACAUAUGUAAACCUAAAAGACCUCAAUAUUAGUGAAUCGGGGGCCGCAACAGCUAUCAAUGGCGGCCUGCUCACACAAUCAAAAGAGGACAGUUUGUCCAGCCGGAUGGCAGGGCUCAACACAAGGGAAGGAGAUGACGUGGAUGCAUUUUUACACAAAACAAAUGGCUCAACUCAAAGAGCAAGUGAGCAUAUAGACAUUGGACUGGAUGGCCUUGCUCAAGCUCAGGAAAACUCUAAAGUGGAUUACAGCCCAGCAUCCUCUCACAGCUCCUCACCAAAGUUAGACUGGAUGAUUAAAAGGGGAAUGAUACCUGUCAAGCAGUCAAACGUAAUGGAUGAUAUUGAGAAAUGGCUUGAGUUGGAUGAUGAGUAUGACGACGUUGAAGACUCUGAAGGUGUCACAAGUGAAGAAUUUGACAGGUUCUUGGCACAAAGAGCAAAAGCAGCUGAGCGGUUACCUUCAGUGCGACAGUCUUCCCAGGAUGCCAACCACUCCGAAUCCUGAGCUGCAAUUCAGCCUGCCACUCGCAAGUCGAAAAAAGUCCCUCUGGCAUAAGGGACAGAUGGAGAUGUAUUUUGGCAUCAUGUAUCGAAGGCAAAUGAAGGACUGCAGCCCAUAUUUACUUAUUGUAUAUCCUGCUUUUGCUUUGCUGGGGUUUUAAUGAGUGGAUGAGGAGCAGAGGAUUUUACUUGAUGUAAUUAAUUUUGGUUGUAAUGCAAACAUUUGCACAAUUUGUAUGAUUACAUUCCUACUGUUGAAGGAAACGUGGGAUAUUGUUACUUAAACAAUUUUUGCAACAUAGAUAACUAUAUUGCUAUGAAUAUUUGUGGCUUAUAAUGAGUUACAGAUAACACCUCAGUCAACGUAGCAAACACUGUUAAAUUAUGUGAACAUAAAUGUCAGAAAUUCCUGAUAUGAAAAGUUGAGGCAUUUUCCAUGUUAAUAUUUGAAACAGGAUGUAAAGGAAACAUAAUUUAGUUGUUUGUUGUUGUUUUUUUUACCACCAUAAUAUUUCUUUGUCAAGUUUAAAUGCAGAGUGCAAUUAAAUGAUUUACCAAACUA